Molecule: messenger RNA, 402 nt
Organism: Rangifer tarandus platyrhynchus (Svalbard reindeer)
Lineage: Eukaryota; Metazoa; Chordata; Mammalia; Artiodactyla; Cervidae
Source: the annotation of a GenBank genome assembly
GAAAAUAACAGUAAUCACUACCUCAGACAACAUGACCCCAUAAGAACCUUAUCAAAGUUGGGUACAUGUGGUAGACAGUAUAAUACACUAGAAAUGAAUAUGGACAUGAGUGAUAAAAGUGAGGAAAACACACAUCUCUCCACAAGUGGCUCCAAAGGAAUUGUAACUAAAAGUCAGAAAAUUAAGAGAGUCCCGGGCACUCGGAGAAUCCGGGCAGCCCCCGGCUGGAGCCAUGUCCCGGAACCUGCGCACUGCUCUCGUUUUCGGUGGCUUCAUCUCCCUGAUCGGCGCCGCCUUCUACCCAUCUACUUCCGGUCCUUAAUGCGGCUGGAGCAGUACAAGAAGAACAAACCAUUAAUCGAGCUGGUAUUGUUCAAGAAGACGUGCAGCCACCAGGGUUGA